This is a messenger RNA of Sitodiplosis mosellana (orange wheat blossom midge), 2770 nucleotides long. RefSeq lists its product as uncharacterized. The transcript is spliced from 2 exons. NCBI's taxonomy places the organism in Eukaryota, Metazoa, Arthropoda, Insecta, Diptera, Cecidomyiidae. The record is from RefSeq and is a predicted model, not a curated record. The coding region runs from base 1109 to 2674 and encodes 521 amino acids.
UAUUAAUAUUAAUGUUAUUUUCAUGGUCUGUCGAUAACGUUUCACUGGUCACUACGCGUUACAAACUGCGAAUGAUCGUAUAAUUAUGACUGACACUCAAUUUGAAAUCAUAUUACGUUCGUAUACGAAGCGAAUACGCUGAAAUCGACACAUCAGCAAGAAAAGUCAUAUGAAUAACCCAAUUUGUGUUUCAGUAACCCAAAGAAAAAAAGAGACGAACAGUGUAAAUAAUUAUGAUGUGCCAAAUAAAAUGAACGCCAUAAACAUUUCGACUGGAUUAUUUACCUAUUUGUUUUUCUUAUUUUAUGGCACAUAAAUUAUACUCUAGCUUUAUUACCGUCUGUAUCUCCACUAAAAAUAUGUUUGUCAGUAUUAUCUCCAGUUUCCAUCAUUUCUUUGAUCCUUUCCUCAAACUUUUAAAAACUAAUGUAAAAAUUGUAUCGUAUUGUGUUUUUUUCGUUGUAUCUCUUCUUCGUUUUACCGUAAAUGCAUUUGUCAUGCCAGGCCAUGUAUUAAUGCGUUAUGACGAAACAGGUAGAAAGUUCGACUGCUUUGAAAACUAGCCAAAAUUAGCAUUUCAAAAAUUGUACGAGCACUUUUUUCGCAGGAAAAUCUCCUAAUCCUGUUUUUAUCAACUGAUGUAGUACUGUUUCGUAAAAAAGGCUCUUACUCGUAUUCAUAACAAAUACCUGCGACAAAGAAUCACCCGAACCAGUGUGGUUGUCAACCGAAAACCUUAGUUUUGGUUUAAGCUAAAUGAUUCCUUUUUUGUAUUUCAAAUCAUUAUGUCUCUGAUUCUUCAUCGUAUUUAAAUAUAGAGAUACUCUUCACUCCGACGAGUUUUCUUAAUCCUUGAACUACAUACGUCGUUGGUCCUAUGUUUGAAUUUUUUUGUCGACACACCUAUUUCACAAUAGUUGACGUUUAUGAGUUGAAUAAACAACAUCGUUUAAAUAUCUAUUUAUUUUCAAAGUAGAGCGUAUAUAUUUUCGCCGUUUUCAAUUUAUUUUCAUUUAAUAAAUGAAUUUUUUCCUAGAAUAAAUUGCAAAUAGAAUCAUCAAUUUCGAAGUGGUUCAUUCAAUAAAUAAAACAAAAAAAAAACGCAAUAAUGGGAAACAGUCUACUAAAAUUGUCACGUAGAAACAGCAGCAAUGAGAGUGAUGGAAACAAAAACCGGACUUGGACUCAAUGGAAUGGUAGAAAUGCCAAUGAAACGCCAAUUCCAGUGGAUUCUUUCGAUGAGAACGAACAUUUUUUAUCAUCUCCAAUACUCAAACUGAUUGGCCAUUGUUUCGACGAUCUCUUGGAAUAUCUAUCGUUGACGGAUUUGCAUUCAUUGGGCCAAACAUGUAAAUCGAUGCAACAAAUCACGGGCGAAUUUUUCAAACGCAAUUAUUCCGCUGCCCACGUUGUCUGUUUAAGUGAUGGUUUUUAUGUAAUUUUCCAUAAAGAUGCUGCUACAGAUUGGAUGACAAAUUGUAUUUCAAUACCAGGUUUCAUGCAAUUUAUCACUUCGAUCGACAUCGGAAAUCAUGUUGUGAACAAAAAGAAAUCCAGGGGCCGCGGUUUUCACAAUCCUUCCUUCUACAAAGAUCUGGAUAUUAAAUUGAAGUACAUCAAAUUGCAUGCCGAAGAAAUGAAAACAGUGAAAAAACUCACUCUCACAAAUGUACGUGUGGAUAAUAAAUUCACUAAUUGCAUUUUGGAUAUUUUACCAAACAUUGAAAAGUUGAAAUUGCUCUCUUCCACCGUCAUUGGAGACUUUUACGAUAUUUUCCUGAAAUAUUGUACAAAUGUGAAACAUCUCCAAAUUUGUGGAGUAAUAUUCGAAAACAAUUCAAAAUGGUUGCUGCGACAAUAUGCGACCAUUGAGCAUUUGGAUUGGGUCGUUUCGAGUCGAGAGAAAAAUUUAAAAAAAGUUGACGAACUUAUUCGAUUUUUCGAACUGAAUCGCAAUGUUCGCACUUUUUCUUGCGAUAUGUUUACAAUAAGUUCCAAUGUAGAUGCAUUCCUCAAUUCAAACAUAAAAUUGGAUACAUUCGAACUGAAACAAUUUCGUAUAUCGCAGAUGAAAGGUUGUGACAUCUACAGUUUAAAUGAGCAGCUCUGUCAUCUUCACAGUCAUGGUUUCUUCAAGCGUUUACACAUAAGUACUGUAUCAAUAGAUUUAGGUUUUUUAAAACCGUUUGUGGAACAAAUAUUCACCCUUGAUAGAGAGCAUCUUGCAUGGUCUUCACACAUGGCCAUAGGAUGUAAGGAAUUUGGUAUGCUUUGCAGCUUGCGUGGCGUUGGGUAUAACAAAAUCUUUGCAAACAGUUUAGAAAGACCUGGUCUAAACAAUCGAAAGGAAAUUCUAGAAUACUUUGAACAAAUGAAAAAUUUAACGAAAAUUAAAUUAAUCAAUUUUGAAUUUGAGGCGAUACUUAAUCUGGAAAUGCUGAAUAUGGUACGUGAACAAUUGGACGGAGCCCAGAAGGUUACGAUCUAUGUACCAGACGCAGUCUAUUUGGCAACAAAACGGGCUACCACAAACGGCACCACCAAUUUUAGCCGCAUUGCAAUGAAACGACACGAUUCGUAUGAAUGGAAGUUACAAGAACAUUUAUUAACCUAUUUUAAGUAUAUGGAAUAUCUUAAUCUUCGGAGAAAAGGGAACAAAUUUCACCGAUUUUAAACAUUAAAUAUACAUUUUUCGAUUCUUUCCACAUUACUCCACACUGUAUUAAUCUGAAUCCACAAUGGUCAAAUAAAUGAGCUUGAUUUUGAUGUA